This is a messenger RNA of Nannospalax galili (Upper Galilee mountains blind mole rat), 2594 nucleotides long. It is a transcript of the gene Cdadc1, whose product is annotated as cytidine and dCMP deaminase domain containing 1. Gene Ontology annotation, cellular component: cytoplasm. Bases 617 to 2116 code for a protein of 499 amino acids. Gene Ontology annotation, molecular function: zinc ion binding; dCMP deaminase activity. NCBI's taxonomy places the organism in Eukaryota, Metazoa, Chordata, Mammalia, Rodentia, Spalacidae. The transcript is spliced from 10 exons. Gene Ontology annotation, biological process: dUMP biosynthetic process; dTMP biosynthetic process. The record is from RefSeq and is a predicted model, not a curated record.
GCCCGCCGGGGCCCGGUGCUUCCUUCCUGCCUUACCGCGUGUGGCUCCGCCUUGAGGAACCUGCGUCUCCCGACGGGCCGCGGUUUCUCCUGACGGACCCUAGGCGUCUCCGGACGGGCCCGGGCGUCACCCGACCUGUCCUGGGCGUCUCUGGACGGGCCCCGGGCGUCACCCGACGGACACUGGUCGUCAUCCGACGGGCCCUGGGCGUCUCUGCGUGGGCUGUCACCGGACGGGCCCUGGGCGUCACCCGGCGGGCCGUGGUUUCUCCUGAGUGACCCGGGCGCCCCUUCUUCCCUCACGUCGCCCACGGGCCCUGGUGUUGCUGUCCCGCCAGGCGCGCGUCUUGCUCUGCGGCUCCUGCCUGAAAGGUCGUACGCGCCCUGCACUCUGGGUCUCAGGCAUUAGACUUGGCAUCUCCAGAGCUGAAGAGCCUGAAAAUCGCUCCAAAUCGUGCUUUUGCAUUGAUUUCUAAAUUAACCACAAUGCUGCCUUCCUUCCCUCCAUUUCGCUUCCUGACGAAGGUCACGUUCUGACCAUUGCCCUCGCAGCAACGCCUCAUAAUACAAAGAGUACAGGUGCCAGGACUUGCCCCAGCUUUCUUUGCAUCGUUUCCAUGGCUACGGGUCAAAUACCAAGACUUUCUAAAGUCAACCUUUUCACUGUGCUCAGUCUCUGGAUGGAGCUCUUCCCUGGAGUAGAAGCCCAAGGGCAAAAAUCUCAGAAAAAUGAAGAAGAAAUUCAUGGACCGUUAGGAGAUAAUGAAGAGUUGGCCAAAGUAUCUGCUGACAAAAAACAGGUGAAGAAAACUGGUCUUGUGGUGGUAAAAAACAUGAAAAUUGUUGGACUCCAUUGUUCUAGUGAAGACUUACAUACUGGACAAAUUGCACUUAUUAAACAUGGGUCAAAGCUGAAAAACUGUGAUCUUUAUUUUUCCAGAAAACCAUGUUCUGUUUGUUUGAAAAUGGUUGUGAAUGCUGGAGUUAACCGAAUUUCUUACUGGCCUGCUGACCCAGAAAUAAGUUUGCUUACUGAGGCAUCUAGUUCUGAAGAUGCAAAAUUAGAUGCCAAAGCAGUGGAAAGGUUGAAGUCAAACAGUCGGGCCCAUGUGUGUGUCUUACUCCAGCCUUUGGUGUGUUAUAUGGUGCAGUUUGUAGAGGAAACUUCUUACAAAUGUGACUUUAUUCAAAAAAUUGCAAAAACACUGCUGGAUGCUGACACUGAUUUUUAUUCUGAAUGUAAACAAGAAAGAAUAAAAGAAUAUGAAAUGUUAUUUUUGGUUUCAGAUGAAGAAAUGCAUAAGCAAAUACUGAUGACUGUAGGUCUGGAGAACCUGUGUGAAAAUCCAUACUUUAGCAAUCUAAGGCAAAACAUGAAAGACCUUAUCCUACUACUGGCCACAGUAGCUUCCAGUGUGCCCAAUUUUAAACACUUCGGAUUCUACUGUAGCAACCCAGAACAGAUUAAUGACACUCACAAUCAAAGUUUACCACAAGAAAUUGCAAGGCACUGCAUGGUUCAGGCCAGGUUAUUGGCAUAUCGAACUGAGGAUCAUAAAACAGGCGUUGGAGCUGUCAUUUGGGCAGAAGGGAAAACUAGAAGUUGCGAUGGAACUGGGGCCAUGUACUUCGUAGGCUGUGGGUACAAUGCCUUUCCUGUGGGCUCUGAGUACGCUGACUUCCCCCACAUGGAUGACAAGCACAAAGAUAGAGAAAUAAGGAAAUUCAGAUACAUCAUACAUGCGGAGCAGAAUGCCUUGACAUUUAGGUGUCAAGACAUAAAACCAGAAGAACGAACCAUGAUUUUUGUGACAAAGUGCCCAUGUGAUGAAUGUGUACCUUUAAUUAAAGGUGCAGGUAUAAAGCAAAUCUAUGCUGGGGAUGUAGAUGUUGGAAAAAAGAAGGCAGACAUCUCUUAUAUGAAGUUUGGGAUACUUGAGGGUGUUAGCAAAUUUACUUGGCAGUUGAAUCCAUCUGAAGCUCAUAGACUUGAACCAAGUGAGCCUGAAAGGAGAGAGAACGGUGUGUUGAGACGCAGGUCCGCGAAGGAGGAGCAGCUGUGCAGCAAGAGGCUGUGUCUGGAAAACAGCUCCGAAGGCCAGGCUACGCCACAGUAAUGCCUCAGUAGUUCCUCACGGUACUUCUAAAAGUCGGCCUGUUAACUCAAACAAUAAGGAUGGGCUUUGUGAAUAAUUGAAAAGUUUCUAAGGGGGAUAAUUCACUAUUAGCCUAUGAAUGAUGUUAAUGAGAAUAUUUUUAUUUUAGAUCUAUGUAUUCCCCAGAAUACAGUGUUCCUUUAUUAGACUAAAUGAGGUAGCAAUAUUUUGGGACUAGUGUAACACCAACAGGCCUGCUUUCUGUUUACCUGGACUUUAUGCAGCCGGUGUCAAAGGGGCUUAUUCACAGGAGCGGAACUUCUUUUGAGAAAUAGUAAUUCCUUUGGGCUAUAAAGAUGACAAUUAGUAAACUGCUCCAGGGAAAGAAAUGAAAACCCUGUCAUCUUUUAAGAAUCCAUGUAUAAGCCGGGCAUGGUGGCAUGUACUUUAGAUCCCAACACUUCAGAGACAGAGGCAGGUGAAUCUCUGUGAGAUGGAG